Molecule: messenger RNA, 2192 nt
Organism: Ochlerotatus camptorhynchus
Lineage: Eukaryota; Metazoa; Arthropoda; Insecta; Diptera; Culicidae
Product: polypeptide N-acetylgalactosaminyltransferase 16-like
Exons: 5
Coding region: 421-2154 (577 amino acids)
Biological process (GO): protein O-linked glycosylation
Cellular component (GO): Golgi apparatus
Molecular function (GO): polypeptide N-acetylgalactosaminyltransferase activity
Source: RefSeq, a predicted model, not a curated record
UAAAAAUCGAAGUUCACAUCGCGAUUCUAAUUGCGCCAGAGUAAUUACACAUGGUUGCUGCAGCAACGGUCAGGCAUACUGAAAAGAGGGGGAUUCGCGUGCCGAGAGCACAACGGGUCACAAACAAAACAAUGAAGCCAUUUGUUGUUCGGAUUCUAUUGGAAGGCGUGAAGAUAGGCAAUUAUAUAAUCGCCAAUAAUCCCAUUUAUUAGGAACCAAAGUGAGAACACAUGCGAAACCCGCUUCGUGGGUUAUCGCGAGUGACUGGAACAAGAAAAACACACGCAAAUCGCUGCCUAGAAGAGAGAUUAGUCCCGCUUUAAAACAUAGCGCCUCACACAUGGCCUUGCUUCCGGCCGGAGGCAACCAGCGGGGCGUACUGCGAAGCACUAUCAGUCAGUCAGUCAGUUAGAAAGCACGAUGAAAAUAUUCUUCCGCAAAAAGUGCGGCUUCCUGCUGAUCCUGGUGUUCGGGUUGCUGUUCAUCUUUUGGAACAACGUGUAUCUGUUUCACGAGCCGCAGAUCAAGCGAAAGGUGGACGACCUAAAUCAAACCGGCAGUUUGGCGCUGAUCUACAGCAAUUGGAACGACCUGAGCAGGGAUGCCACAGGCAUCGGAAGGGGUGGCAAUUCCAGUUCUCAUACCGAGUCGCCUUUGCCGAUCAACAACAAAAGCAGCACCUACCAGCGGCAUUACUUCAAUGUGGAGCUGAGCAAUCGAAUUGGCGUCGAUCGAGCACUGCCCGACACGCGACACGCAAACUGUAAGACCCGCGAGUUCCUAGUCUCACCAGGGCGCACCACAUCUGUGAUAAUAACGUUCCACAACGAGGCCACCUCGACGCUGCUCCGGACCAUCGCCAGCGUCCUGAAGCAAACUCCGGCCGACCUGCUGCGUGAAAUCAUCGUCAUCGACGACUGCAGCACCGCGUUGGAGGACAAUCUGGACUUCCUGAACCGAGUUCCGUUGGUGCGGUUCCAUCGGAACUACGUACGGGAAGGUUUGAUUCGUUCCAGGAACAUCGGAGUGGCCUACGCCACCGGAGAUUACGUAAUCUUUAUGGACAGCCACUGCGAGGUGAACCGAGGUUGGUUGGAACCGCUGGUCGACCGGUUAGCGGUAGAUUCGACGGUGGUGCUAAGCCCGAUCAUCGACAUAAUCGACGCGGACACUUUUGAGUAUCGACCGAACUCGGCACGGUUGAGGGGCGGGUUCGAUUGGAGUUUGCGGUUCCGUUGGCUUCCGGUUGCAGAGGAGGAAUUGGAGCACCGAAAGCAUGACGAAUCGUUACCGUUCUUCAGUCCGGCUAUCUCCGGCGGGGUGUUUAUCGUUUCGAAGGCGCUCUUCCAACAGCUGGGUGGCUUCGAUGGAGGACUGGAGAUUUGGGGCGGCGAAUCUUUGGAAUUUUCGCUGAAAUCGUGGCUUUGCGGUGCACACGUGGAAGUUGUUCCCUGCUCCCGGAUAGGUCACGUGUUUCGACAAAAGCAUCCGUACCGAUUUCCUCAGGGGAGUGCAACUACUUAUUUACGAAAUACCAAGCGGAUUGCGUCCGUGUGGAUGGACGAGUUCCAGAACUUUUUCUACGAGACCCGACCGGAGGCGAAUGCUCUGUCAGUGGGCUCUCUGCAGGACAUGAAGGAUCUGAAGCGGCGGUUGAACUGUCGCAAAUUUAGCUGGUACCUACAGAAUGUGUUCCUCGAUCUGAAGCUGCCAAAUGAGAACAACGCGGCCUUUGGACAUCUGCGGCAUGGCGAGCGGUGUCUGGACGUGAAACCAAAGUACAAGCGAUCCCGGAAGCGUAGUCACCGUCAACAGUCGGCCAGGGGGAACGACGUCGUGCUGGUCGAGUGUAGCCGGGAUGACGCGGACAGUGCCUCGAAGUGGUCGUUGAACAAGAAGAGCGGUCAACUGAGUACUGAUUCGGGGGCCUGUUUGAGCGUGCGAGACGAGCUAGUGCAGUUGGAGCAGUGCGAGGAUGCUGACGGGGAUCAGCAGUCACAACGAUGGGAACGGAUAGGUGGGACGCUGGUACACAGUGAGACUGAAAUGUGCCUAGAGAAUCUGGUCAGGGCCGACGUGGGUGCGAGUGAGUGCAGGAGGGGGGCUCCUAGUCAGUUGUGGAAUUUUUCCGUGGAAAUACAGCAUAUGAGAUGAUAUUUUUUAGGUAGAGUAAUAAAUUGUUUGAACUGUGA